Messenger RNA from Nymphalis io (European peacock), 1147 nucleotides. RefSeq lists its product as uncharacterized. The transcript has 3 exons. NCBI's taxonomy places the organism in Eukaryota, Metazoa, Arthropoda, Insecta, Lepidoptera, Nymphalidae. The coding region runs from base 116 to 430 and encodes 104 amino acids. The record is from RefSeq and is a predicted model, not a curated record.
GUAUAUAAAUCAAUAAUUGUUUUACGUUUGUGGUCUACACAUUAUAAAAAAGCUACAGUUAUAUUAGAAUUUAGAACUCACAACUAAAAUUUUGUUCUAAUUAUUUUUAACAGUCAUGUCAGCAGUUGGAAAUGUUCAGCAAUUACAACAAGAUUUACAAAAUGAACUGACAACUGCAAAUCAACUCCUAAGGCUAAUAUCAUUAGAGGUUCAGAAAAUUAAAAGCUUCACUAAUCCAGGUGGCGAGUUUGAAGAAAACAUUAAACAAAAUGUCUCAACAAUAGCUAGACUUGCAAAUAUUCAACAGAUAAACAUAACAAAUUUGCCUCCAGUGAAACAUCUUCAGUUAGAUUUAAGCCAUCACACAAAUCAGAAUAUGUCUUAUGAACAGCACGACAGUUUUAGAAACAGUAUGGAUGAAUCUCAGUAAUUAGCUAAGAAUACAUAAAAACUCCAUGAUUUGUAAAUGUACUACAAGUGAUAAUUACUAUAUUGUUACUAUUUGAAAAAAUAAAUAAAUUUGUAAACUAAAAAACUAUUGGAAAAAAAAAAUGAUUUAAUUGCUUGAUUGUAUGCUGCUAUAUUCAAAUCUGUAUUUGGAUUUUUAUAAAAGAAAUUGUAGAAUAAAGUCAUUUUGUUAAUGUCAUUGAUUGUUUGUAUGUAAAUGGUGCAAACAAUUCAACAAACUAAAUAAACAAACCUUAUAAUAUUGAUUUCAACCAGGCACUAAUAAGUGUAAGAGUUUUCGGCUUUAGUCAACCAAUAAUAAUGAGAACAAAGUGAAAAUGCCAAAUUAAGUGAUAUAAGAUUAAGAUUCACGCGUUCUUACCACUGGGCCAUCUCGGCUCACGCAGUUUUCGUAUUUAUUUAUUUCUCCAAAAAAAAAACGUGAGUCGAAAUUAAGUUACAAUUUAAGUAAUCUAAAAUUAAAAUCUUUGUUACAUAAUUUUGAUGAUGACAAAUGUCAUUGAAAAAGUAUUUUAAAUUCCUUCAUUUUGAUAACUCGCACGGAAGGUUUUUGUUCCAUUGGAAAUCUACUUUCCAUUUCUAUUUCUAUCAUUUACAAACAUAAAGAGGAAACGAGCGAUGUCAAUAAGCAUGAGGUAUAUAAUUGAGGUAUAACAUUCGACAAACAGGCAGUUGGGUA